AUGUCGUCCCAAACUUCUAAUUUGCCAACUGCAAUUGUGUGUGUUGGCAUGGCUGGUUCCGGCAAAACUACUUUCAUGCAGAGAAUAAAUUCGCACCUUCACGCAAAAAAUGAUCCUCCUUAUGUGAUUAACCUAGAUCCUGCCGUAACAAAUGUGCCAUUCGAUAGCAAUAUUGACAUCAGAGAUUCGGUCAACUACAAAGAAGUCAUGAAAUCAUAUAACCUCGGCCCUAAUGGUGGCAUUCUGACGUCUCUAAACCUAUUUGCGACCAAAAUUGACCAGAUCAUUGCCUUACUUGAGAAGCGGAUGCAUCCUGAUCCAGCAAAACCCGAAUCAAUCCCCAUAAAAAAUAUACUAGUAGAUACACCGGGUCAGAUUGAAGUUUUUGUUUGGAGCGCGUCGGGAAGCAUUUUGCUUGAAUCGCUAGCAUCCUCAUUUCCCACUGUUAUCGCAUACAUAAUCGACACCCCGCGGACGGCAUCUACUAGUACAUUUAUGAGUAAUAUGCUAUAUGCCUGCAGUAUCUUGUACAAACUCAAGCUCCCCAUGAUUUUAGUCUUCAAUAAGACUGAUGUUAAGGAUGCAGAGUUUGCCAAGGAAUGGAUGACGGAUUUUGAAGCUUUUCAGGCUGCUUUGAGAGAGGAGUCGGGCGACUCGGAAGGGAUGGGACAUGAAUCUUCCGAAGGAAGCGGAUACAUGGGCUCCUUGCUCAAUAGUAUGAGCUUGAUGCUCGAGGAAUUCUAUUGUCAUUUGAGCGUGGUGGGAGUAAGCUCUAUGACUGGCCAAGGCAUCGAUGAGUUUUUCGAGGCAGUUGCAAAAAAGACUGAAGAGUACAAUAACGAUUAUAAACCGGAACUAGAACGAAGGAUAAAGGAGAGAGAAAAUGAAAAAUUGGCCCAAAGAGAUAAAGAAUUGGAAAAUUUGAUGAAAGACAUGAAUAUCCCGACUGAUUCAAAGAAUUUGGCUUCAAAUGUUGAUUUGGAUACCCUUAGUGAUCUUGAAGAUUCAGAUGCUUCGGAAGAAGCAGAUGAUAUGACUGAUAGGCUCGAUGAAAAAUAUAGUGAAGCGUUAAAGGGUUCAGGUGAUUUGAGCGCGAGUGGAAACCUUAGCUCAACUGUAAAUUACCUCCAAAAUAGUCAAAUGAAUAGAUAA
Blumeria graminis f. sp. triticale is the source of this 1152-nucleotide messenger RNA. Lineage: Eukaryota; Fungi; Ascomycota; Leotiomycetes; Helotiales; Erysiphaceae. The record is from the annotation of a GenBank genome assembly.